CCUUUCUCUCCUUUUCCCCGCAUCCCAAAUUGGGAUUAGUCGUUCCUACUUCUCUUACAUCUAGGGACGAGACUUACUUUUCCCCUUUGUUUGUUCCCGGUGUUUUUCCUCUCACGUGAUACGUGGGGCGGGCCCCUGCCUGGGGCGGAGGUUACUGGCAAGCUCCCGCCCUUCGACCCUUGCGGGCCCUGGGCUGAGCGGGACAGUCCAGGGCCCCAUUAUCCUUCCUGAGGGCGGGGUACUUGCUUUGGGCCCUCGGCCUAAAUACUCUCUGCGGAGGGAACCUUCGUUUUCCGGGAUUCAACAGGUGAGGUUGCAGUUUAUCGGAAGAGAACUUUUAUAGUUUGUCUUCAGACAGAUUAGCUGCAUGCUCUAGAGUUUUAUUAUUAUCAAAAAUAAAUGCCAGUGAUUUGAUUGAAGUGUUGCCAUGCAGCAAGAAGCAGAGAGAUGCAGAGUUCGAGCUAGAAGGCCUGACAUGGCACUUUAUGUACCCAAAGCUCGAAGGGGUACAGUACUCCUCAAGUCAGGUGAUGAAAAAAGCUGUUGUCUUCCUAACGCCAUGGUGAAAGAAGGACAAAAGGAAAGCUUUCUUUCCAAAAAAGAGAUCUUUAGAGACAGAAUUGAGACUCAAAGAUUAAAUAUUAACCCUGAUAGAACAGAGCACAGUAAUAAGGAAAGAAAGAAAUCUUCAACAAAAUUUAAAAAAGACUCAUGCCUUCAAGAAAGAAAUAAAGAUAGGACUAGGAAGGGAACCACAGAAACCAAAGAAGUAUUACCCCAAGGACAUCGGCAAGGAGUCCCAAGUCCUGGAAUCAUACCUAGUGUACCUUUACAAAGACAUUUUAAACCAAAGAAGGUGGAGUGUUCUGAGGUUCAAACUACAGACAUGACAGAACAUGAGAGGUUGCUUCUAUCACAUUCUUGUUCAGAAGUUAGUGAGGCUCAAGUUCUGAACAAACCAUUCCAAAAUAUGAAAUUCUGUGACUUCAGUAAGCACAAACUAAAUGAGGAAAUAUUUGAAGAUAAAGAGUUGGAAAGCAAAAUUGAAACUGACUACAAAGCUGUAGAAUCUCAGUUUCCUGGAGGUUUUAGUUCUGUAUUGAAACCUGAGAAUAUGAUUACACUAGUAAAACUAAGCUCUGAUUCUGGAUUUGGACACCAAGGGAUGCAAACAUCAAGUGGAAUGAUGAAGCUCAGCAAUGGAGGCGUCACUACUGUUUCUGUUCCUGGAAGUCCAGAUAGAGUCACUGAUCAAACUUGGAUACACUUCAAAGCUGAGAAUUUAGGUGAGGUAGCCAACAGUACAGGUUUGAUCUUGGAUCAGAAAGGUAUAGAUUCCAUUCCCGAGAACGUGGAUCGCAUCUCCCAUAAAAUGCCUAUAGUCAGCAAAUUAGGGAGCACAAAUGGCGUUUUUGAUCCAACAGUGUUUAGACAGUAUAGGAAGAAUGACAGCAUUUUUAAUGAGUCAUGUGUAAAGUAUGAACCUUCUGAUACUGCUGUCCUUACUCAUGAGACAUAUACAGAUAAUGGUUCUAAGAAUGUAGAUGACAUUACCAAGAAGGCAUGUAUGAUGGACAGUGUAGGUGUCAUAUCCAGUCAUGUAACCAUGGGCAGCCAUUGUGUAGUUGCAGUUAGAGCUGAUGAAGCCUGGAGCAACACAAGUAGUUUCUCAAAAUAUAUAGCAGUGAGUGCAGACACAGCCCCUCUUCAUGUAGCUGUAAGUGAGAAUGACACUGAAAAUUUCAGCAACCUGGCUGCUUGCUCAGAUAUUUAUGCUAAGAAUAUUUCAUCUGGUUUCACAGAGUCAACAGAAAAGUUGAUAGGGUACUUGUCAGAUUGUGAUUCCUCCUUACCUAUAAAGAAGAUUGCUGGUAGUGAUUAUAACAAUGUUUUGGACUCUGAACUCAAUAUGUUAAAUGGGACAAAAAUACUUUCAGGUAGUGCCUUGGGCAAAGAUCUGGAUUGUACUGGUGAUAUUGUAGAGGCAUUCCAUGAAUUAAGAACUGAAGAGUUCAGUACAAAAGUGGAAGGUGACACAGAGAAUGUAGAAUUUGGUAUAUCGUUUCCUGAGAUGGAUUCAGUAUCUAUGGAAACAUCCAUGGAACCAAAAGCUACUGAAACUUCUGAUGUGGAGGGAAGUGCUGCUAUUGAGGAGAGCUGGGAAUCUAUGUUUAAUGAUGAUGGUGAUUGCCUGGAUCCACGUUUUCUUCAAGAGUUAUCAGGGAAUAUGAAGAGCAGAAAAAGCAUCCAGGAACCUAGAUUUGAUUAUUACAACCAUGAUGUUCCUGAAAUUGACCUCAGUGAUUGUGAAUUGCCACAUGUCAUUGAAAUUUAUGACUUCCCCCCAGAAUUUCGUACUGAAGACCUUCUGCGGGUUUUCUGCAGUUAUCAAAAGAAAGGAUUUGAUAUUAAAUGGGUGGAUGAUACACAUGCCCUAGGAGUGUUCUCCAGUCCUCUUACAGCUCGUGAUGCUCUAGGUAGUAAAUAUACCAUGGUGAAGAUCCGGCCCCUGUCACAGGCCACAAGAGCAGCCAAGGCCAAAGCCAGAGCUUAUGCAGAGUUUCUCCAGCCAGCAAAGGAGCGUCCUGAGACCUCUGCAGCCCUAGCCAGAAGGUUAGUCAUCAGUGCCCUUGGGGUUCGAAGUAAGCAGAGUAAAACAGAACGAGAAGCAGAACUCAAGAAACUGCAAGAAGCCCGAGUUGAAGAGUUCUUGUGUCUGGCACAGUGCCCAGGGCAUAAAAAGAGAGAAAACGAUUGGAAGCCAAGCAACGGGAAGACAUCUGGGAAGGCAGAGACCAGUCUGCUGUUUGAACAUCACCCAGUGAAAGGGAUAAUUUCAUGAAUUCAGAAAAUGUUUCCAUAGUCUUCAUUUAAGAGGAGCCCUCCAAAGCUCUGUGUUCAUGCAGCUAUGUGUAUUAGUGAAAGAGAUAAAGCAAUCAAGACAAGGACUGACAGUAUAAAAGAUAGACUUCUGUCUGUCUUCACUCCUAAAUGAAGUUCUUUGGAAUCACCUUACUGUGACGGGCAUAGAAGAGAGCCAACAGCUAGGAAGAAACUUGGAAGGAGUGACUUCCAAGAGUCCCCUGGAUGGGGCAGGAGUUAGCAUGGGUCACAAUUCCAUGAUGUUUUAAGCCAAUACAAAACAGAACAGAGGAUUCAAGCCUGCGAUGAUGGGAGACAGGCCCUGCAAAGGCAGGACAUUCCUUAAUACCUCAAGAAGCUGAGAACAGCAAUAUGGGGGGAGGGAUGGAGGUGAGGCAGUCAGCCACAUAGAGACAGAACAGUGUCUGAUGUACUUGACAUACAGAGAGUCUAAACUGCCAGUUCUAAAGCUCCAAAGUUGGUGAACAGCAGAUGUGGGUAUUUGGAUUCCAGAGUUUCCACUGAGAUGAGUGCCUGGAGUGCUUCAACUGCACAGCAGACGGGUCAUACCAGCCUCAUUCCUCAUAGAAACCAGUCUUGGGAGCUGUGGGCCAGUUCAAGUUUAAGCAAUAAUAUCAUGUUGUGAGAAGGAGAUAUUAAAGUCCAUUUCAUGACAUGUA
Messenger RNA from Choloepus didactylus (southern two-toed sloth), 3542 nucleotides. RefSeq names its product R3H domain and coiled-coil containing 1 like (gene R3HCC1L). The record is from RefSeq and is a predicted model, not a curated record. The transcript is spliced from 9 exons. NCBI's taxonomy places the organism in Eukaryota, Metazoa, Chordata, Mammalia, Pilosa, Megalonychidae. The coding region runs from base 428 to 2842 and encodes 804 amino acids.